This is a messenger RNA of Cotesia congregata, 2423 nucleotides long. Lineage: Eukaryota; Metazoa; Arthropoda; Insecta; Hymenoptera; Braconidae. The record is from the annotation of a GenBank genome assembly.
ACGGAUAAAUUUACAAAAAUGCGAAAAAUGUGGUGGUAUCUCGAUUUUCUCGUAUUUAUGACGCUUAUUUUAAUUGUGAUUUACGCCUGGACACCGCAAUUACACGAUAACACUAAAAGAACUUAUGAGGUAGUUCAAAAAAGAUGGCAUAACUCACCGGGAGAUUAUGAAAAAGUGAAGACUAUUCUUUACUGGAAUACUAUGUUCGCAGAAAAACUUAAAGACUUUAUGCUUGGUGAAGGAGAUAUCUUCAAAAAUUGUCCAGUACCUCAUUGCUAUGCGACAUCUGACAGAAAAUUAUUAAAUUUUACAAUUGAUUAUGAUGCCAUACUAUUUCAUGGAAUCGAAAUGCAGCUAAAUGAUCUCCCGAUUUAUAGAUCGACUCAUCAGCGUUACAUAUAUUUUUCAUGGGAAUCACCUGUUUCUAGGCCGUUAAAUGUUUAUAAAUUCGUUUUAAACCCAAAUUUUUACAACUGGACAAUGUCAUAUCGAUUAGAUUCAGAUAUAAGAAGGCCUUAUAGACAAAUUAGGGAAAUUGAAAGUGAUACAAUAAUUGCACCACCACUCGAUCCCGAUGGUACUGUUAAAUGGCGAUCGUAUGAUGACAAAUACAUUCCGACUGAUAAAGAAAUGGCUAUUAUUAAAAGUAAAAAAAAAAUGGCUGCUUGGUUUGUCUCACAUUGUGAGACUAAUUCUCAAAGAGAAAUAUUGGUUGACAAUCUUCGGCAGUACUUUCAGAUUGAUGUUUACGGCAAAUGUGGUAAUAAACAGUGUAAUAAGACAACGAACCAUGAUUGUUAUAAUCUUGUUGAGCGAGAUUAUUAUUUUUACCUAUCAUUUGAAAAUACUCUUUGUAAAUAUUAUGUAACUGAAAAAUUGUUUUCACCGAUGCAAAAAUACGUUAUUCCGAUUGUUUACGGUGGUGCUGAUUACUCACAAUUUAUUCCACCACAUUCCUACAUCGACGUAAGAAAUUUCAAUGAUACUCGACACUUGGCUAAAUUUUUAUUAAAAUUAUCAGCGAAUCCAGCUGCGUAUGCUAAAUAUUUUUGGUGGAAAAAAUAUUAUUCUAUCGAAGAUGCUAAUAAAUCAACGCUUUGUGAUCUCUGCAAAAAACUUCAUGAUACAUCAUUGCCACGAAAAAGUAUUGAUAAUUUCGAAAAGUAUUACAUAAAAAAUCAGUGCGUUCAUACAAAAUUGUUAACUAUAAAUUUAUAAAAAUGCGAAAAUUGUGGUGGUAUCUCGAUUUUCUUAUAUUUAUUACGCUUAUUUUAAUUGUGAUUUACGCCUGGACACCGGUAUUAUACGAUAACACUAAAAGAACUUAUCAGGUAGUUCAAAAAAGAUGGCAUUACUCACCGGGAGAUUAUAAAAAAGUGAAAACUAUUCUUUACUGGAAUACCAUGUACGCAGAAAAACAUAAAGACUUUAUGUUUGGUGAAGGAGAUGUCUUCAAAAAUUGUCCAGUACCUCAUUGCUAUGCGACAUCUGAUAGAAAAUUAUUCAAUUUUAUAACUGAUUAUGAUGCCAUACUAUUUCAUGGAAUUGAAAUGCAGCUAAAUGAUCUCCCGAUUUAUAGAUCGACUCAUCAGCGUUACAUAUAUUUUUCAUGGGAAUCACCUGUUUCUAGACCGUUAAAUGAUUUUCAAUUCGUUUUUAACCCAAAUUUUUACAACUGGACAAUGUCAUAUCGAUUGGAUUCCGAUAUAAGAAGGCCUUAUGGUCAAGUUAGGGAAAUUGAAAGUGAUACAAUAAUUGCACCACCACUCGAUCCCGAUGGUAUUGUUAAAUGGCGAUCGUAUGAUGACAAAUACAUUCCGACUGAUAAAGAAAUGGCUAUUAUUAAAGGUAAAAAAAAAAUGGCUGCUUGGUUUGUCUCACAUUGUGAGACUAAUUCUCAAAGAGAAUUAUUGGUUGCCAAUCUUCAGCAGUACUUUCAGAUUGAUGUUUACGGCAAAUGUGGUGAUAAACAGUGUAAUAAGACAGCGAAUCAUGAUUGUCAUAAUCUUGUUGAGCGAGAUUAUUAUUUUUACUUAUCAUUUGAAAAUACUCUUUGUAAACAUUAUAUAACUGAGAAAUUAUUUUUACCGAUGCAAAAAUACGUUAUUCCGAUUGUUUACGGUGGUGCUGAUUACUCACAAUUUAUUCCACCACAUUCCUACAUCGACGUGAGAAAUUUCAAUGAUACUCGACACUUGGCUAAAUUUUUAUUAAAAUUAUCAGCGAAUCCAGCUGCGUAUGCUAAAUAUUUUUGGUGGAAAAAAUAUUAUUCUAUCGACGAUACUAAUGAAUCAACGCUUUGUGAUCUUUGCAAAAAACUUCAUGAUACAUCAUUGCCACGAAAAAGUAUUGAUAAUUUCGAAAAGUAUUACAUAAAAAAUCAGUGCGUUUAUACAAAACUAGUUAACGUAACUGAUGAAUAA